Molecule: messenger RNA, 5636 nt
Organism: Columba livia (rock pigeon)
Lineage: Eukaryota; Metazoa; Chordata; Aves; Columbiformes; Columbidae
Gene: TECPR1
Product: tectonin beta-propeller repeat containing 1
Exons: 25
Coding region: 161-3757 (1198 amino acids)
Biological process (GO): autophagosome maturation
Cellular component (GO): autophagosome membrane; lysosomal membrane
Molecular function (GO): phosphatidylinositol-3-phosphate binding
Source: RefSeq, a predicted model, not a curated record
CGUGACGCGCCCGCCGCGGCCCCGCCCCGGCAGUGGCGGCGCAGCGCUGUCCGCUCCGGCCGCGGCUGCGGGCCCGCCCGGCGGCGCGGCGGCUGCAUCCGCCAGCAGCGGCGGCCGGGGGAGGCGCGGCCCGGAGAGGCGCGGCCGGCGGGAGGCAGACAUGGCCAUGCCCAGCUCCCUGUUGUGGGCCGUGGACAUCUUUGGGCGCGCUUACACUCUGUCCACCGUUGGCCAGUACUGGGAGCUCUGUAAGGACACGCAGCUGGAGUUCAAACGGGUCUCUGCUGUCAGACAGUGCUGCUGGGGAAUAGCCUGCGAUCAUCAAGUAUACACCUACGUGUUCUCGGGUGACGUUCCCAUCAGGUACCAGGAAGAAACGUACGAGAACCAGCGCUGGAAUCCGGUUGGCGGCUUUUGUGAGCAAUUGCUGCCCAGUGACCGCUGGCAGUGGAGCGAUGUGAGCGGGCUCCGGCACCAGCAGCUCGAUAGCUUCACACUGCCCUCCGCACACUGGGAGUGGGAGUCUGACUGGUACGUGGAUGAAAAUAUUGGAGGGGAACCAACAGAGAAAGGGGGCUGGACCUACGCCAUAGACUUCCCCAGCACCUACACAAAGGAGAAGAGAUGGAAUUCUUGUGUCAGACGCAGGAGGUGGAUCAGAUACAGGAGAUACAAAUCACGGGAUGUCUGGGCAAAGAUCGUGUCCCACGAUGAUCCGGAUCAGCUGCCAGACCCUUUCAAUGACAUCUCCAUCGGAGGAUGGGAGGUCACCGAUGAGCCUCCGGGCCGUUUAUCAGUCUGGGCGGUUUCGUUACAAGGAAGGGUAUGGUACAGAGAAAACGUCUGCCAUGACAAUCCAGAAGGUUCCAUGUGGUCGUUAAUCACCACCCCUGGUGAAGUUGUACAGAUCAGCUGUGGACCAUAUGACCUCCUUUGGGCAACUCUUUGGGAAGGGCAAGCUAUUGUGAGAGAAGGAAUUGAUAGGAACAACCCUCAAGGAGUUUCCUGGAGUACCGUGGAGUCUCCAAGCUCAGAAAACGGGAUUAUGCACGUCUCCGUGGGUGUCGAUGUGGUGUGGUGUGUUACCAAGGACAGGAAGGUGUGGUUUAGAAGAGGAGUGAACUCACAUAAUCCUUGUGGAACAAGCUGGAUUGAAAUGGUUGGAGAAAUGAUGAUGGUAACUGUAGGCUUAAAUAACCAGGUCUGGGGAAUUGGCUGCGAUGACAGAGCAAUUUAUUUUCGCCAAGGCGUCACACCAAGCGAGCUCAGUGGGAAGACAUGGAAGGCAAUUGUAUGUGGCCGAGAGAACGACAGAUCUCAGACCGGGAGCUCGACAAGCCUGCUCAGUGCUGGCUGUUUCUUUACUGAUGAUAUUCAGAACCAAACAAACACAGUGGUUCACGGCGAUGCAGACGCGUCGUCUGACACGGAGCUGCCCGGCGCACCCGCGCGCCUCGCCAGCGCUGCCCCGGCGGGAGCUGCCGCCAGCAGCGACCGGGCAGCAGAACCACGCGCGGAUGUGCCUGCGCAUCCUCUGGGCUCUGACCAAGGAGAAGCCGCCGUUGCUUUGACUAAUGAGAAAGCCGAUCUUGAAAUGCAUAAAACCUCUACAAACCCAGAUCCUUCUGCAGAACUGCAGUGGACAAACAUUGACCUGAAGGAGGCCCAGAAGCACCCGGUGCUCUCCGUCAGCAGCUUUGCAGACACUUCCAGCCUGUGUUCCCUCGGCAUGUUCUCGGCGGGAGCUGAGGAGCAGUACGGAGCCGACGAGCACCCGCUGUGGGCCUGGGUGUCCGGGGGAGGCUGCCUGGUGGAUCUGCACAGCCCGCUGAAGUGGUUCACCGUCCCGUCAGGUUUGUCGUCCUCGGUGCAGUCGCUGUCCCUGUCCAUCUCUCCGGCGCAGACGGCGGCGUGGCGAAAGCAGAUCUUCCAGCAGCUCAGUGACAGGACAAAGCGCGAGCUGGAGAAUUUCAGGCACUACGAACAGGCUAUUGAGCAGUCGGUUUGGGUUAAAACUGGAACCUUGCAAUGGUGGAGGAACUGGAAGCCUCACAAGUGGACGGAUGUUCGAGUUGCACUCGAGCAGUUCACCGGGAGCGAUGGAAUGCGUGACAGCAUCCUGUUCAUCUACUACAUGUAUCACGAGGAGAAAAAGUAUAUCCAUGUGUUCCUGAAUGAAGUCACUAUUAUAGUUGAAGUUCUGAGCGAAGCCAAACACUCCUUUGCACUGUAUACACCUGAGAGGACGAAGCAGCGAUGGCCAAUCCGCCUGGCAGCCGCAACAGAGCAGGAAAUGCAUGACUGGCUGUCCCUGCUGACCAUGUCGUGUUGUGAAAGCAGACGGAUUCAAGGCCCUCCUUCUCAGCACGCCAUUUGGUCGGUUACCUGUAAAGGAGACGUGUUUGUCAGCGAGCCGAGCCCCGAGCUGGAGGCGGAAACGUCCCCGCUGCCCUGUGACCAGAUGUUUUGGCGUCAAGUUGGAGGCCAUCUUCGACUGAUAGAGUGCAAUAACCGAGGCAUAGUGUGGGGCAUAGGAUAUGAUCACACAGCUUGGGUUUAUACUGGUGGAUACGGAGGUGGCUUCAUUCCAGGACUGGCCAGCAGUGCUGAUAACAUUUACACGCAGUCAGAUGUGAAAUGUGUUUACAUCUAUGAGAACCAGCGGUGGAACCCGGUCACCGGCUACAGCAGCAGAGGUCUGCCCACCGACAGAUACAUGUGGAGCGACGCGUCUGGCCUGCAGGAGUGCACAAAGCUCAACACCAAGCCUCCCUCUCCACAAUGGUCUUGGGUUUCCGACUGGUAUAUUGAUUUCAAUGCUUCAGGCGGAACUGAUCGGGAAGGCUGGCAGUACGCAGCAGACUUCCCAGCGUCCUACCAUGGUCACAAGACAAUGAAAGACUUUGUCCGACGGCGGCGCUGGGCAAGAAAAUGUAAGAUAGUCACCAACGGGCCGUGGCUGGAAGUGCCUCCUGUCACCCUGCGGGACAUCUCCGUCAUUCCCAGUUCAGACGCAGCCGAUGAAGCAGCAGUAGCACUGUGGGCCAUCAGUGACAAAGGAGACGUGCUCUGCAGGCUCGGAGUGACACAGCACAGCCCAGCUGGGACAUCCUGGCUGCACGUGGGAACAGACCAGCCCUUCAUUUCCGUCUCCAUUGGAGCAUUUUACCAAGUGUGGGCUAUUGCUAGAGAUGGUUCUGCCUUCUAUCGGGGUUCAGUGUCUCCAAAAAACCCUGCGGGUGACUGCUGGUACCAUAUUCCCUCGCCUCAAAAACAGAAGUUAAAACAAGUCUCAGUGGGACGAACGUCUGUGUUCGUGUUGGAUAAAAAUGGCAAUCUCUGGUUCCGGCAAGGAAUCACACCGAGUUACCCACAAGGAUCUACUUGGGAUCACGUUUCAAAUAAUGUCCGUAAAAUGUCUGUAGGGCCCCUGGACCAGGUCUGGGUGAUAGCUGACAAAGUGCAAGGAAGCCGUAGUCUGAGCUGUGGGACCGUCUGCCACCGGACCGGCGUUCAGCCCAUGGAACCCAAAGGCCUCUCAUGGGAUUAUGGUAUUGGGGGUGGCUGGGAGCACAUUACGGUCAGAGGAAAUGCAACCGAAGCCUCCAGGGUCGCCGUGCACGACACCGCCGAGGAAAACCCAGCGGUACCAAAGGAUCUCGAAGAUGAGGCGAGUAAGGAGAGAACGGAACACUCUAGAACCCCUCUGAUGGUCAGUGGAAGUCAAGAAUUGGACAGAAAUGCUGUUCAUUGUUAAGCUGUUGCCAUCUACAUGUUGCAAACAAGCAGUAGUCAGUAUAAUUUUAAAAGAAACUAAAUGUCUAUUGGCUUGAGAGACAAACCUGGCCUUUUUGUGCUACUGAUACAUUUUAAUGAACUGGAGUUUGCAAUGGGGUAUUUUAAAUACUCGUUUCUUCUACUACAUCAUGUGUAAAAUGUGACUUGAUAGAGCUAAUGGUUUUGUCAAAGCAGGCAAGCUUUUUAGCCACAAUGAAUUCCCGACCCUUUACCGCAGCUGCUACGCAACCAUACGAAUGUGAAUAUCUUUGCGAUGAUCACUACCUUCUUUUUUUAAUGAAUAUUAUGGUUCCCUACAUUUCUCUCAGAUUCACACACCUUGCACACUAUUCUUUAGAAUCGUAUUUGAGCAGAGAUGAAGGUUUCAUAACCAAUUUAAAUGAAUUACCAACAGUCCCCGUGAUUUGCACUGCAAACACAGCUGGGUCUGACCGUACAAGCAUUUAUACAUGCACGUAACUCGGCUCCUGAGCCCUGUGUAUCUGAGCAUGGAGGUUGUUCACACUAUUCUUGCUCCUGUCAGUGAGACUAAAUUCUGUACAACUCAGCUUAGGGUGCAGGCACCAGUAAGGGCCGAUUUCUGCUGCCUUUGCUCACAGUGAGGAAUACCUUAUCAACACGUGGAACGACUAGUUACGGCGGGUCUAUGGACAGAGCACGGUCCUGGCCAGCUCGACUGCGAGUGACAGUCUCAAUCGCAACUGUCAGUCCAGCUGGAGGGCACCCGACUCCUGAGGAGUCAGGCUGUGUUCCAGGUCCGUGCACAUUCUGCUUCCGUAGUGUCAAAGACAAGAGGAGGUUUUAAAUAAGAUCCUGAUUUCACAGGGGUAGGAGUGCGGAACUACUGAUACCACUGGAGCUCGCCAGCCUAUAGUAACGUGGGUUCAGAACGAAGCUCAGCUCCUUGUUUUCAGUGACCGAUUCAUCCCUCCUUUCAACAAGAAACCACUUUUUAUGCUCCAAAUAAGCUUUUUAUCCUGUCUUAACAUAAUUUGACUGUGAUGUGAAGUUAUCAUUUAAAAUCCAGUCCUUGGGAAGCCUGCUCCAAAUGGCUUCAGGAAGGCACCGCGUUUUCCCCUAGCAGCAGUUUACAAUCGUUCAUCCUCGCUGUGUGUGACUGUAUACAAAGUUAUUUUUAUAUGAUGUGCAGUGUGGUGUCGUCUUAGUACUGUAUCUGUAGAAGUAAAACUUCCGUUUGCACGUAUUUAAAGAAUAUGUUUGGUAUUUUAAUGCCAAGGAAAGCACUGAUUCCAAAUGUGAACGAGGAUUCAAGAGAUGCUUUACUGUUUAAAAAGCUCCUGUUGAUCGUUACAGUAUGUGAUUAGAGAUUUCUGGUUUAUACAUACAUUGUGGGAGUACCAUAAAUAACAAGUUUGCAUUAAUUACCAUAAUAGGUUUUGCGUAACUUGCACAGUGUCUUGCCCAAAUAAAUAACUUUAUUACAUGUAUUUUAGAGAGUUACUAAGAUUGUAUUUUCUCUGCAUCAUAUCAAAAAGAUUUUUGUUUUAAUAGUCCAUGUUUACAUGUCCAACAAUCAGAUUUCCUACAAUAAGCUUUAUAAUGUACCUUUGCAUUUUUCCCUGCAUUGCCAAGUUUCAGUUAUUUGUAAAAAGCUGGGUUUAAGUGAACAAGAGAUAAUUUAUAAGUUGUUUCUGUUUGAGUACUAAAUAUUUGCCUUCUGAAACUCUUAUUUAGAAGAUUAUUUAAUUAAAAAAUACAAUGGCAUUGUUAUGGCUAGUUAAAAUAAGGAAUAAGUUACUUUAAAUUGAAACAAUUUUGAAAAAGAAAAGCAACUGAUCCCUUUUGACAUGUCCAAUAAAGCAGCACUUUGUAGCAAA